UAGUGUUACUCGAACGUUUGAAGAUUACAGGAGUAAAACUAAAUAUCAAGACGUGAUGUUUUUGAAGCAUUUAUUUUCAUAUAUUUGCGUAUACUGUGUGUAUUCGUUCAAAACGAUAAAAAGUACUCAAAUUGAAUGUGAUCCUAUAAGUAAUACAGAUUUUGGACGAAGAUUUUGUUUCAUUCGUCACAUAAAUGAUGGAAUUAUACAAAAUGUCACAUUCAAACCAAAUCCGAUUGCCGAUGAAAAACGAGAGCUUAUUUUUGAUAAUUGUACUCUGCACUUUUUGCCAUUGGGAAUAUUCACAAAUUUUCCAAACAUCAAAACGUUAUACGGCUGGAAUAUUAAAUUGAAGAAUUUAACAAAAGAAGUGUUUCGUAACAGCAAAGAGCUUUUCGUUUUGGAUUUUUCUAAAAACAAUAUUGGCGUUCUUGACACGAAUACAUUUCAUUUGGCGAAAAGCUUGAAUCAAUUGGACUUGUCUCGAAACCAAAUUCAAAUAAUCCAUACCGAUGCCUUUACUGGACUUGAGCAAUUAAAAAUGUUAAACUUGGACAACAACAAACUUCAAUUAAUCCCAGCAAAUUGUUUCAAACCAUUAAUUCAAUUGCAAACUAUUCGUUUGAGUCAUAAUUUGAUUAAAAUGAUACCGACUGAAUUAUUUGAGCAAAAUAUAUACUUACAUGGUAUAUACUUGAAUGACAAUGCAAUUGAAUGGCUAUAUGGUGAGCUAACAUUUAGACAUUUAACUCGUGUAAAUGAAUUUGAUUUACAUAAUAACCCAAAUGCAAACUUAGGUUGCUGCGUUAUAAAUGCACAGAGUAUUGACAUUCGAAACACAAAUUCAAUUGGAUGUUAUAUUGGAUCACGUACUAGACGAGUAGUUGCUAACAACAACCACAUAUCCUAUAUUGAUAGUUAUGAUGCAAUAUCGACGAAUUUGGAGUAUGUUGAUUUGGCAAACAAUCAAUUACAGAAAAUUUUGAAUUUGACACGAUUCGAAAGUUUAAUCCAUCUCGAUUUGAUGAAUAAUACGAUGGAUGACAUUGGUCUUAAUUCAUUUGCAAAUAUGCAUCGAUUGGAAAUCUUAAAUCUGCAAAACAGUGGACUUUCUAAAAUUUAUUUUGGACUUUUUUCACAUAAAUCUAAAUUGAAAAUACUUGACAUAUCUUACAAUAAUUUGGGUAAUAUCGAUUUUCAAAUGUUCGUUUCUAUGACGAGUUUAUUGAAAUUGCAUUUAGAUGGUAACAAUCUUACCAAAAUCGAUGCAACAGAAUUACGAAAAAUAUUCCCAGCACUUUCGAAAAUGAGUAUAUCGCAAAAUAAUUGGUCUUGUCAACACUUAGCAUCGAUUAUAAAGUACCUUGAAAGUAAUGGCAUUGCACUCGACUCAAUCGAUUCAACGAAAAAUACCGAAAACAUAAAGGGCAUUCCAUGCAAAUCAAACGACGAAAGCCAAAUCAUCGAAAAUCCAGUAUCUUUGAAAGAAAGUGAUGCUGAAGUUUCAAAACAGAAAUCAGUUUUAACUAAUAUUCCAGGUGGAAUUGCUUACGAUCAAAAAUUACGUCUACUUCAACUAAAAUAUGUUAUUCAGAAUACAAUUGAAAGUGCCAAUGAAGCUGGCAAAAAAAUUGAAAAUAUUUUACACAUUAAUUAAGAAUAAAAAUAAUUGUAUUUGUCAUGGCAAAAGACUGAAAAAGUUAUCCUAUGCUUUCUGAGUCCAAUGAAUAGAAUCAGGUUAAUACCGCGUUGUGUUUUCGUGAUUAUAAUUUUUGUUUUUAUAUAUCUUUAUUAUUGUAAGCUUGAAUCAAGAUCUGUUAUGUUACAAUUGUUUGUCUUUAACAAAAUAGUGGAUUUUGUAUUUAUCGCAAGAAAAAAAUACUUACUAUUAAUUUGUUGUAACAAAGAAGUAUAAACAAGUUAACGGAUGAUUUAUACUCAACUCUCACCAAAAAUAAGAAAAUGAGAUAAUCAUUUUUGCGUGCGACGAAUUCUCUAUACGAAGUCAUAUCACUUGUUGUUCAUUCAAAUGUAUUCUUAUAAGUGGCUGUAUUUGACUUCGGUUUUUGUUCAAUGAAUGUGGUUUUUGUAUCGGUACAUUUUGAUUUGUUUAUAUGUGACACAAACACAGCAGCUUAAAAGGAUAAAAUUGAAUCGCAAAAUAAAUUGUAUUAUGCAAAAUUGAUUAUCUCGUUUUGUUACAUACAAGCGUGCAGUAAGAAUCUGUCAAUAGAUAACUAGUUUAUAUUUAUCUCUUGCAGAGUAGCAAAUGCCUUUUUUCUCGAGUUACGAAUUUAAAAUCCAUGCAUGUAUUCUCAGGCGUUCAAUUUAGCCCACAAACCUAUACAAGUAUUUCAAAAUUUGAUAAUAUAAAUAAAAUCAUUCAAACUGUUAGAUAUACCUUGCUCAAGAUCAAAUUAUAUAUUUACGAUUGAUUUGAUAACUCAGAAAUGAUUCACAUAAAAAAGUUCAUGGUUCAUGUGAAUACUUUGGAAAUAAAGUCUCGCCUUUAAAAAUAAAUUUUAUUUUCAUUUGGGAACUUUUUCGAAGUAAACCAGUGUUAGAUUUACAGUUUGAAAUUGUUAAACUAAAAUAAAAAGUAUUUUUUUGCAUAAACUGUUAGCAAUGAAGAAAAUAUGUUCUUCUCUUUUCUAUUGUUUCCUACCCUUUCUCUUUCUUUCUAAUUCCUUAUUCUCUAUUAUACUCUUUCAAAUACAACAGAAACAUAGCUAAAGAAAGAAUCAAAAUAUGGUACCACUUGCACAGUCUAUAAGAUAUUAUA
Molecule: messenger RNA, 2782 nt
Organism: Contarinia nasturtii (swede midge)
Lineage: Eukaryota; Metazoa; Arthropoda; Insecta; Diptera; Cecidomyiidae
Product: leucine-rich repeat-containing protein 15-like
Exons: 1
Coding region: 56-1657 (533 amino acids)
Molecular function (GO): protein binding
Source: RefSeq, a predicted model, not a curated record